Rhipicephalus sanguineus (brown dog tick) is the source of this 525-nucleotide messenger RNA. RefSeq lists its product as uncharacterized. The record is from RefSeq and is a predicted model, not a curated record. The coding region runs from base 1 to 525 and encodes 174 amino acids. NCBI's taxonomy places the organism in Eukaryota, Metazoa, Arthropoda, Arachnida, Ixodida, Ixodidae. The transcript has a single exon.
AUGCCAGUCAGCGGCAUCGGGGAGUAUCGCCUCGGUACAAGUGCGUCAUGGGACGAGUACGUGGAGCGACUUGAAAUGUACUGCGAAGCCAACAAGCUUUCGAAGGAUGAAGAAAAGCGUGCUGUUUUACUCAGCUCUUGUGGAGAGGAAACGUACAGUCUCAUCGUGACGCUGGUCAAACCCGAAAGGCCAACUGCUGCAGCCUACGAGAAGAUCAAGAAAGCGGUCCGAGAACACAUGCAUCCGAAGCCAUCAGUGCUGUACGGUAGAUUUUUAUUUUACAAGCGUAAGCAAGCGCAAGGCGAAAGCGUCGCAGAUUACGUGACAGCGCUGAGAAGACUGGCUGAAAACUGUGGCUUCGGAGACGACACGCUUCCUAUGGACGAGAUGAUGCGAGAUCGUUUCGUCUUCGGCAUCAGCAACGAGGCUGUGCAGCAACGCCUACUGGCAGAAAGGGACCUGACAUUCACUGUGGCGUACGACAUGGCCGUGACAGCGGAAGCAACCCAACGGCAGCAACGAUAA